GGUGGUCGGGCCGUGCCGUGCCGUGCUUCGGAGCGGUGUCGGGGUGGGAGGUGGCCGCUGGGAUCCCCUCACCGCUGCGGCUGUGGGGCGGGGCGUGGCCGUGCUGUGAGCCGGGCUGUACUCCGGGCUGUACUCCGCAGUGUGAUCCGGCUGAUCAUGCAGUACCUGAAGGAGAACAGCCUGCACCGGGCCCUCGCCACCCUCCAGGAAGAGACGACCGUGUCCCUCAACACCGUGGACAGCAUCGAGAGCUUCGUGGCCGACAUCAACAGCGGGCACUGGGACACGGUGCUGCAGGCCAUACAGUCGCUGAAGCUGCCCGACAAGACCCUCAUCGACCUGUACGAGCAGGUUGUGCUGGAGCUGAUUGAGCUCCGGGAGCUGGGUGCUGCCAGGUCCCUCCUCAGGCAAACAGAUCCCAUGAUCAUGCUGAAGCAGACUCAGCCAGAGCGGUACAUUCACCUUGAAAACCUUCUGGCCAGAUCUUACUUUGAUCCUCGUGAGGCAUAUCCUGAUGGAAGCAGCAAAGAAAAGCGGAGAGCUGCUAUUGCACAAGCUUUAGCUGGAGAGGUCAGCGUGGUACCUCCAUCUCGUCUGAUGGCAUUGCUGGGGCAGGCACUGAAGUGGCAACAGCAUCAGGGCCUGCUUCCUCCUGGGAUGACAAUUGACUUGUUCAGAGGCAAAGCAGCUGUGAAAGACGUGGAAGAAGAAAAGUUCCCCACGCAGCUGAGCAGACAUAUUAAGUUUGGGCAGAAGUCCCACGUGGAGUGUGCUCGGUUUUCACCUGACGGUCAGUAUCUGGUCACUGGCUCUGUGGAUGGUUUCAUUGAAGUAUGGAACUUCACUACUGGGAAGAUUCGGAAGGAUCUGAAAUACCAGGCACAAGAUAAUUUUAUGAUGAUGGACGAUGCAGUGUUGUGCAUGUGCUUCAGCAGAGACACAGAAAUGCUAGCAACUGGAGCACAAGAUGGAAAGAUCAAGGUGUGGAAAAUCCAGAGCGGUCAGUGCCUGCGGAGGUUUGAACGAGCCCACAGUAAAGGUGUUACGUGCCUGAGUUUUUCUAAGGACAGCAGCCAAAUUCUUAGUGCUUCUUUUGAUCAGACAAUCAGGUAAAAUGAGAAAACGUGAGUUAUAAUGCAGGAGAAAAUAGUGUUUGCAUUAAUUGGUUAAACUUUGAUUUGUAUUUCAUAGAGUUUUAAUGCUAAAAGGAGGGCUGACUUCUCUGGGUUGGAGAGGGACAGUUUGAAAGUCUGGUCUUUCACCGUGCCUAAUAGCUGUAUUCCAGAUGUUGGGGCACAGUGCUUCCUUAUCUCUGUUGCUGCUUAGAUCAACUUCAAGUAUUUUAUUUCCCAUGAGAUUCCCAACUUAAAAGACAGACGUGUCAGUCUUCAAAAGUAACGUUUUCUGUAACAAACUUAGAGAUGGUAAGAAAGAUCCAAGUCCAACAGGACAGUAACAUUUCUUGAAAAGGCCUCAGAUGACUCAGUUGCAAACACUCACUGCCUUCAGUAGGUGAUAUGACAGUAGUUGAUUCCAUCCAGUAUGUUGUUUUUUUUUUCUGCAGCAAAACAAUGGGCUCUUCUUUUUAUUCUGCCUAUUAUAAAUUCUCUGCAUUUUUAAGAUUUUUGCUGCAUCUUCUCUGCUCCUCCUGAUAGUUGCUGAGUGCAGUAGAACUUUCCCAGGUUCAUGCCCCUAGAUCCAUCCCCCUUUUCCUCUCGGAUCAAGAGACCUCCCAGAGGGGGGAACAAGAACAAGGACCCAAAGAAUGUGUUUUCUGGGCAUCUAUUCUUCCCAGCAUUCUGGCAGGAAAUACCAGAGAUCUGGUGCUCUAAGUCAGCCAGGUUGAUGCACUUGGAGAGCUUAAAGGACAGGACUUGCCCUGCGUUUCAGGAAGUGCCCGUACAGCUAGCCCCUGCAGUGCUUUAGGGUGCUCACCUUUGGUCUGAGUAUCUCUUCAAGUGCAUGUAACAUACAAAGACAGGCUGAUGACUGGGUCUGAUUGACCUGCAGAACAGAAAGCUGAAAGAGGUGCCUCAUUGCUUCAUCUAGAACUUGUCAUGGGUAAGAUGGCACCAUACUUCUCUCAGAAGUACAUGGCUCUUAGGAGGAACAAAUUCCAGAAAAGGAAAUUCUGGCAGUUUAUAAGGAAACACUCUUCUUUUUUUCCCUUUAAGUUAAUACUUGGACUGUGGAGGGAGUUGGAUAAGGUGGAGGGAUUUCAACCCUUGAAGACUUUCAAACCAAAAUUGGAUGUGAGUGACCUGACUGGACUUGGAAGCUGUUGCAUCGAGGAGAGCAUUGGAAUAUGUGUUCUGUCAGGUUCCUCCCAUCCGAAGUUAUCCUGUGAUUCUCUCACACAUAUGGCUCCUCCUCAGAAAUGCCUUGCUCCAGCCCUCUCUGCACUGGAUUCUCCAACACGUCCAUCUCUUUUUUUUGUAGCAGAGGCCCCAAACUGAACGUCAUACUCCAGAGGUGGCCUCACCUUUUCCAUGUAGGAGGGAGCCCUGAUCUUCAGACUGUGCCUUGCCUCGUGUGUGCUGGUGUGUGGUUGGGUUCCCCAUUGCCACAGCGUUCUGCUGGCUUUCAGUGUCUUCUUCACAAGGACUGCCAGGUCCUCUUCCGGAGAUUUCUGCCACCAGUUAGUUCUUGUUUGAUUCUGAAGCAUGAGGUUGUUCUGCGCUUUGUGUUUAUCAGUUCUCAACAUCAUAGAGUUUUUCACACCCCAUCUGUCCAUCUUGCCAAGGGUUCCAACUUUCUCAUCUGUGCCUUUCUAAACUGAGUUACAUGUGACUCGUAGGAUGAAUUUGAUUGAUCCAGUGCCUAACAAUUUCAUAUGGUUAUUUUUAAUUGAAUGGGAUUACAUAACCUGUAGUAGCCUUAGCCUCUUGUUUGUGCUACAAACAGUAAUGGUACUGCUGUAGAUGAAAAUGAGGGUUCUGCUAAAGAUCUGAAAGCAACUGCACAGUGAACAGGCAUUACGAAAUGUCUCAAUGGGAGCUAUUAAUCCACGUAAGUCACAGUACAGAUGGACCACAGCAUGGGCAGGCAAAUGAUGAAGUUGCACAGCAAAAAAAA
Molecule: messenger RNA, 3075 nt
Organism: Meleagris gallopavo (turkey)
Lineage: Eukaryota; Metazoa; Chordata; Aves; Galliformes; Phasianidae
Source: RefSeq, a predicted model, not a curated record